Messenger RNA from Histoplasma capsulatum G186AR, 1098 nucleotides. RefSeq lists its product as uncharacterized. The coding region runs from base 1 to 1098 and encodes 365 amino acids. The transcript is spliced from 3 exons. The record is from RefSeq and is a predicted model, not a curated record. Lineage: Eukaryota; Fungi; Ascomycota; Eurotiomycetes; Onygenales; Ajellomycetaceae.
AUGACAUCUCUAUCGGAACAUGAGCGCAAUGUGGUUGAGAGCCAUGCAUUGGGUGAAUCUCUCAAUCAUUUACUAGAGCCACUUCAGGAUGUAGAGCGUUCAUAUUCCCUGGUCAAUUCUCUUGGCGUCGCCGACGACAGGCCUGAACAAGAUUGCCAGGAAGCAGUAUCGCUUCUCCUUUCUGCUUUGAUAAACACAGAAGCAUCUCUAUUACUUCAGUCAAGGUUCAGCAGUCGCGAUAUAGCUUCUGAACUUUUCUCUCUCUCCCUGCGUGUCCGAAAAGGCAGCUUCUGCUACAACGACUAUCGCCCGCUUGUGAAGCUUAUCAUUCAAAGGAAUCCAAAUGCAUCCGACUACGACAUCUGGAGCGCCGUUCUCGAUCUCAUCGGGACUAAUUCAAGGACUACCCCUCCACCGCGCCCUGUCGUGAUCCUUCAACAAACACUCUCUGUGCGCAACACUAGCAGUUUCGCGAACUCGACGGAAUACCGAAAGGGUUGGCAGGACUGGCCAGCGACAGCAGUGGAAAAGGAAGUGCUGAAAUGGCUGUCACAGGUCAUCAAAAGUCUUGUGCAGUUUGCAGAGGCAUAUGAUGCAACUCAAAGAAUCAAUCGGAGGCCUCUAGCGCGACCUUUUCAGCCGUUGGAGGGAUCUAUCACAAAGCGAAAGCUUGAUAUCGGUUUUGUUGAUGAUAUAAAUGCCACUGAAUCCUCCAGAUGUCAUUGGUCUCAGAUUCUGGUGCCAGGGGAGCUGAAGAAUGAUAAGAAAUAUGACAGUCCAUCAAGCGUGUGGCUUGAUCUAGGAAGGUAUGCUAGGGAGUUUGUCUCUGUUGUCCUUGGGUUCCUUCUGAUGAACCAGGGGCAGCUUGGAUUCGACCCUACCAUCUCAUCACCACUUAUUGGCAAGGUAGUAGUUCUCACUGGCGCCGCUGAAGGUCUGGGACAGGAGGUCGUCGUUGCUUUUGUUGCCGCGGGCGCCGAGCGCAUUGCCAUAGUGGACAGUUCCAGUAUUUCGGAUACUCAUGCAAGGGCCUCACAAGUUGCCAGAGAGGCUGGAAGGCUAGGAGUGGAAAUACUAUCCGUGCAGUUUGAAGUUUGA